Oncorhynchus tshawytscha (Chinook salmon) is the source of this 3246-nucleotide messenger RNA. It is a transcript of the gene tlr18, whose product is annotated as toll-like receptor 18. The transcript has 4 exons. Gene Ontology annotation, molecular function: transmembrane signaling receptor activity; protein binding. Gene Ontology annotation, cellular component: membrane. The record is from RefSeq and is a predicted model, not a curated record. Bases 110 to 2806 code for a protein of 898 amino acids. NCBI's taxonomy places the organism in Eukaryota, Metazoa, Chordata, Actinopteri, Salmoniformes, Salmonidae. Gene Ontology annotation, biological process: immune response; toll-like receptor signaling pathway; inflammatory response.
GGCUGGUCUUCUUCCUUCCUUUCUCAUAAGCGUGAUCAGUCACUGACAACAUAUGCUAAAGUGUUGAAGGGCUGAAUUGGUUCACUAAUCUUUCAUCUUCAGAUCGAAAAUGUGCAUGCACACAAUGAUUCUACUGGGUUUAGUGUGGUUUAGUCUGCCACUUCUUGUGGCCCUUGCCUCACCAACCCCUGCUUCGAAUGAUGAGAGAGGCCCAUGUCAAAUCUACAACUCUGGUCGCUCCGCAAACUGCCUUGGUCAGCAACUGGAUCAUGUUCCAUGGAAGCACCUUCCUUCCACGCUUGAAAGUAUAGAUCUCUCCUACAAUGAAAUUCAUGCCAUUCGUGUUAAUUACUUUUCUCGCCUACCUCAUCUUCGUGUCCUCGAGCUGCAGUUCAACAACAUCUCUGUGAUUGAGGACCGUGCCUUCCACAACAACCCCCUCCUGGAGCAUCUUAACAUCUUUAACAACUCCCUAGAGGAAAUCCCUGCCAACGCCUUGCAGGACCUCUUCAAUCUAAGGGAACUCCUUAUGUCGAAUAACCUUUACACCCAGGCCACAUUGUCAGCUGACGUUUUCUCCAGAUUGACCCACCUCAAGGCCCUGUCCAUGGGCGGCCCCUUGGUCAAGGGUCUAAGGAAAGGGGACUUCCAGGCAUUGAGGAACAUUCAGUUGCAGGACUUUGCCAUUAAAACUUCAUCAAAUAUCAGUUACUAUGAGCCGGGUAGUCUGAAGGUAAUCCAGACAGGUAGAAUGGGUUUUGACAUGGCCAUAGAUCAGAAGCCGAAUUUCCUACCUUUGAUUCUACGAGACUUGGCCAACAAGACUUUCAGUCUCAUCCAAUUCAGGAACCUCUUUGAGUUCAUGUAUUACAUGGGAGAUGAGGAUAUUUUCAGAGGUUUGCAAGACAUCAAAGUAGAUUCGCUCAUCUUUCACCGUGGAAAAUUCAAUGAGAACCUUAUGAGGAUGGCCCUGUUUAAUCUACAGGUCACCCCCCUUAAACGUCUGACACUUCAAUACAUUGACUUUGCUCGCUCGCCCAACUUUCUGGAUAAUGGCUUGGGAUCCAGUAUCAAAGACCUUGCACUGAGUAGACUAAAUUUGUGGCACAUCAGUAAUCCAGACAUUUUGCGAUUUGACUGGCGCUUCACAUGGUUCAACAAAGUCCGACUGCUGUCCAUCCAGAAUGUCAACUUCAACUCUGUGCCUUGCGAUGCCUGGCUUAAUAUGGAAGACAUGGAGGUUUUGGACAUCUCAAACAACCGCCUGCAGGACAACAUCCUCUUCAACCAGAGAUGUGACUACAGGGGCACCAUGCCGGCUCUUCGUUCCUUCAAUGUCAGCACCAACCAACUGACCAGCCUUCAGGACUUAGCCUCCCUGACCAGGGAGUUCAAACAGUUGAAGGUCCUGGAUGUCAGCCACAACAUGCUGGGCUCUGCUGAGAAGAGUCGCAACUGUAACUGGAUGCAGAACAUCACCCAGGUGAUCGCUCACCACAACCGAUUCGAAAGUGGUGUCUUCCAGUGUCUGCCCACCACAGUACAAUUCCUGGACCUCUCGUACUGUGACCUGGACCAGCUGGACAUGGCCUACUUCCAACAAACCAUCAGCCUCAAGGAGCUCCUGCUCAAUGGGAACAAGAUCAAGUUCAUCCCCUCUGGGUGGAGAAGUCACUCCUUGCAGUCACUGGCUCUGGAUGGGAACUCCUUUGGGCUCAUCAGCAUGGGCUCCUUCCAGGACAUGCCCCAGCUGUCUCGACUGACGUUGGGGAACAACCCAUUCCACUGCACCUGCGACCUCCAUGCCUUCAUCCAGCAUACAAUUUCCAAGGGGAAGGUCAACAUCAGCGACUGGCCAGAGAACUACAAGUGUUACCAUCCAGAGGCCCUGCUCAAUACCGCUGUGGCAAAUUUCUUCCCGGGUCACGUGGCCUGCGAUAUCAGACUGGUCAUCAUCAUCUGUGUGGCUACUACUGCAGCUGUGGUUUUAGUGUUGAUGCUUAUAUGCUACAUAUUCAAUGUUCCCUGGUACAUCAAAGCCACAUAUCAGAUCCUCAGAGCCAAAUACAGGGCUCAUCAGGAAGGAGCAUCUGGAAAAUCACAGAUCUAUGUUUACCAUGCCUUUAUCUCCUACAGCCACCCAGAUGCAGACUGGGUCAGGGACCAGUUGUUGCCCUGCUUGGAGAACAGCAAGCCCCCCUACCGACUCUGUAUCCAUGAGAGAGACUUCAUGCCAGGAAAGUGGAUCAUCGACAACAUAAUUGAAAAUAUUGAGAGCAGCGAAAAGGUCAUAUUUGUGUUGUCACACCACUUUGUGAACAGCGAUUGGUGCAACUACGAGCUCUACUUUGCCCAGCAAAGAGCCAUCGGCAAGACCUUCAGCGAUGUUAUUCUGGUGGUGAAAGAGCCCAUCGACCCUGAAUCUCUGCCCAGCAAGUAUUGUAAGCUCAAGAAGAUGCUGUACACCAAAACGUACCUAGAGUGGCCCCAGCAAGCCAAGCAGCAGACCUUCUUCUGGGCUCAACUUAGGAGCUGCCUGGGCAAGCCCACAGUGACUAAAGAGCAGGCUCUUAGUGGUAGGAGCAGCAGUGUAUCCUCAGUGGGUGCUGUGCCUGUGAUAGAGCUCCCUCUAGAGGAUGGGAAACCAGCGAUAGCUAUGCCAAAUUUAGACAGAGAAGCAGAGCUCCACAAAGUAGUUCCUCUGGAGAUCGAAAAUCUUUCAGUGAGAAGUGCAGAGUUUUAUGGGCAAAGACCAAUCCCUGUAGCCGUGGCAUCAGACAAAAUAAGCCAAGCAUGUAGCUUGUAAUGUGUAUAGUGUUCCAAUCUCUCUCUGAAGUGCUGAGCUUGAGUGACUUCUUGGCCAUGCUGUAGCAGAUAAUGUGUUUGCUAAGCUGCUGGUAGCAUUAGCAAGUGUUUCAUAAUGAUGUCAGUGAAUAACAUGAUCUGUCUGCCACCCACCCUUCUGACAUGUACAGUGCUUACUCCCCCUUGAACUCUUUACAUUUUGUUGUGUUACAAAGUGGGAUUGAAAUAGAUUACAUUUUUGUGUCAUUGAUCGACACAAAAUACUCCAUAAUGUCAAAGAGAAAAAAAUAAUAAUAACAGAAGUAUAGGUAUUUAUUUAUAAGCACAAGUAUUCAGAAGUAAAAACUGGCUGAACAAAUCACAUAAUUUUUAAACCUUUAUUUAACUAGGCAAGUCAGUUAAGAACAAAUUCUUAUUUUCAAUGAUGGCCUAGAUCUGGGG